This is a messenger RNA of Paralichthys olivaceus (Japanese flounder), 1309 nucleotides long. NCBI's taxonomy places the organism in Eukaryota, Metazoa, Chordata, Actinopteri, Pleuronectiformes, Paralichthyidae. The record is from RefSeq and is a predicted model, not a curated record.
UUAAAUAUUUUAGUUGCAGCACCACUAGUCUUUGUAUGUGUUAUGUGUUAUGUGUUGUGUGAGUGAAUAUACUCCAUCCGGUCCUGUCUACCUGCAGUGUCUCCACCGAGACCUGGCAGCUCGCAACGUAUUAGUGACAAAAGGCCGACUGGUGAAGAUUGGUGACUUUGGUUUGGCCCGGGACAUCGACAAUGACUGCAACUACGUCGUGAGAGGAAAUGUGCGUUUACCAGUGAAGUGGAUGGCACCAGAGAGCAUCUUUCAUGGGAUGUACACCAUGAAGAGUGACGUCUGGGCCUACGGCAUCCUGCUCUGGGAGAUAUUCUCACUCGGUGUCACUCCGUAUCCCGGGAUGAAGGUGGAUCACGCGUUCUAUUCAAUGAUUGAGAGAGGAUUCAAGAUGGAGUGUCCGUACUACGCCAAUGAGUCUGUGUACGGGAUGAUGUGUAAGUGUUGGGCCCUGGAUCCCUGUGACCGUCCUACUUUCUCCAAACUGGUGUCAUUCAUGUGUGAGCAGCUGAUGGACAGAGAGGAGAAGGUGGGUCUGCAAAGCAAGCUCUACCACAACAUCCUUGACCAGACGUCCAGCGAUUACCAGAAUGCACUGACCGUAUUGGACAUUUCUGCCUCUGCAAAGCAGGAGGAGAAGAAGACGCAGUCAGUGAAUGACUACUGUCAAAUCCAAGCAGCCCAAGAGAGCAAAGCAGAAAUGUCCGACACUGUGGCAGCUCAGGAGAAACUUUUGAAGCCAUCGGAUACAGAGUGAUCGCCUCUAACUGAAUGGAAUUUGUCAAAAACUGUUUAUACAAUAUUCUUCCUCUCAUUAUAACCCCACAAGUUACAGAAGAUAGUUCUUGUCUUUGUAAAUUAAUAAAAUAUAGUGGAAUCACACAUGUUCUCAAAUAAACUGAACAUACAUUUUAAUUGUGCUUUGCAUUCAAAUUUCAGCUAAUUACCAUGAAAACAAGCUCCGAACGUAAAUACAGUAUUUGUUUUAUUCUAUCAUGUUUUAUUGUGCAGCUAAAAAUUAAAGAGACAGUUUUCAGAAAAGGAUCCUAAAUAUUCUCUUGGCAAUAAUGAAGACAUGUAAGCUAUGACUUCACAGGUUUAUAAACUGGAGUCACUGAUCAACUUUUGCUAUCAAAUUGUACUAUAUAUAUAUGUAUACAACAUGGCAACAACCCCUUGUCUUAAAAUAUUGCAAUGAUUUUGUUGUGCUCUUAUUCUUGUAUCAGCAGCUACAUGGGGUUUAAAUCCCAUUUUUGUACACAUUUAUAUUUUUACAUUUAUUGACAUGUUUUGGCAUAGU